This is a messenger RNA of Callorhinchus milii (elephant shark), 1970 nucleotides long. Its product is annotated as transferrin receptor protein 2. Gene Ontology annotation, biological process: endocytic iron import into cell. The record is from RefSeq and is a predicted model, not a curated record. The coding region runs from base 171 to 1946 and encodes 591 amino acids. Gene Ontology annotation, cellular component: external side of plasma membrane. Lineage: Eukaryota; Metazoa; Chordata; Chondrichthyes; Chimaeriformes; Callorhinchidae. The transcript is spliced from 16 exons.
GGUGGGGGGGGAGAGAGAUGCCAUGUCACAAGGUGGGAGGGUUUUGUGACGGGGUUUACUUACCACUUGAGGUGACUGUGGCAGGAGUUGAGUCUUUUGACACACUGAUCGCUGAAAUUUCUACCCUUUACCACUCGGCCACCUGCCGAAAGCAAGGCUGACCAGAGAGAAUGGAAACCUUCAGCUCUCUGCUUUCCCCUUUGCGCAGACAGAGAUCAUCGCGCAACUCCGUCUCCAUCUACCGCAAGGCCGAGCUCAGCGAGGAGAACCCCUCGGAUAUGACGAUGGACAUGGAGGAGGAGGUUAAGCCCUCCCAGGUCAAUGACCUAACCGCCAUGCUCAAUAAGGACCCUCAGAGUAAGAGGAGAAUCCUCACCUACCUGCUGCUUGUCAGCCUCCUCCUCUUCCUCGUCGCAUUCCUCCUGGGAUAUAUUACCUUUCGGAAAAGCUGCAAGUCCUGCAUGGAGAUGGAUUCGGAAUGUGCCACCACAAUGAGCGAGGACGAGUCAGACUAUCAGAUCUACGUGCCCCAGGAGAAAGAGCUGUACUGGGAUGACCUCCACACCAUGCUGAAGAAAUACCUGGACAAGCAGGAGAUCGAAGACAACAUCAGGAAGGUGAGUGAGUUCUCCCACCCGUCAGGCUCCGAGCAGCAGGUGGUCCUCAGCCGAUACGUCUACCAGAAACUACAGAGUCGCCGUCUGAACCAUGUGUGGACCGACUCCCACUAUGUCAACCUGCCCUUCCCCAACAGGUUGUCACCAAACUUUGUGCAAUUGGUGGAAGGUAACGAGACCCGAGAGUUGUUGGAGUUGGAGGACGAGGAGGUUUACUGCGCGUACAGCGCACAGGGCAAGGCCACGGGAGGUCUGGUGUACGCAUUCUACGGCCGAGAGGAAGAUUAUAUCAGAUUGGAUGAGAUGAACGUCACCGUGAAGAACAACAUAGUCAUUGUGCGCAUCGGCCAAACCUCCUUCGCAGAGCAGGUUGCUGUAGCCCAGAAGUUUGGGGCUGUGGGAGUCUUGAUCUACCCCGACCCUGAGGACAUCCCCCAGUCUCCCAGGGGGGUCGGGAUCCUUGCCAGCACGUCCUUCAACGGACACGUUCACCUCGGCACCGGGGACCCCUUCACCCCUGGAUUCCCCUCCUUCAAUCACACCCAGUUCCCCCCGGUCACCUCCUCGGCUCUGCCCAAAAUCCUGGCACAGCCCAUCAGUUCCAAGAUCGCCAAGAAACUUAUGAAUAAACUGAGUGGGCGACUGGCUCCGCGGGAGUGGAGAGGGCGUCUUCCUUCAACCCUGUAUUACCUGGGACCCAACUUGAAGAGCCCAGGACUUCGGGUCCAGAUGGGAGUCAACAAUGACAUGAAAUCAACGAUGAUCUACAACGUCUUUGGCUCCAUCGAAGGCUUGCAGGAGCCUGAUCGCUAUAUUAUCAUGGGGGCCCAGCGGGACGCCUGGGGCCCGGGGGCCGCCAAGUCGGGCGUGGGGACAGCCAUCUUGCUGGAGUUGGCUCACGCCUUCUCGGAGAUGACGAUGAACGGGUUCAAACCUCGACGCAGUCUCCUCUUCGCCAGCUGGGAUGCGGGCGAGUUCGGCAGUGUGGGGGCGACAGAGUGGCUGGAGGGUUACCUGACAAUGAUGCACCUGAAGGCUGCGGCUUAUUUCAAUUUAGACAGAGCCGUACUGGGUAAUGACAGGAUCGUGGCCCGGUCCAGCCCUCUGCUGCACAGUCUGAUUGAGACGGUUAUUAAACAGGUCGGGGACCCAAUGCUGAGUGGACAGAGUUUGUACGACCGAGUGAUGUUUCACGGCCACACUGAGUGGAUCAAAGAAGUGAUCGAGCCGCUGACUAUGGAGAGCACUACCUAUCCUUUCAUCGCCUUUGCCGGGGUUCCCGCUAUGGAGCUGAGCUUCAACGAGGUGAGAGAUAUCCCCAGGGGGUGAGAACCACAGGACACACAGUCACAC